Molecule: messenger RNA, 554 nt
Organism: Oppiella nova
Lineage: Eukaryota; Metazoa; Arthropoda; Arachnida; Sarcoptiformes; Oppiidae
Source: the annotation of a GenBank genome assembly
GUUGAGUGUACCGCUGGUUAUGACGGAGGACUCAAUCAGACCUUUCAUUUGGAUAUCUUUGACGACUCGGAGCGCAAGAGAUUACUGACUCAGUUGACCAAUAAAUUGAAGCCAAUAUUCGCAGUGCAGGGCCUGGAGUCGGGCCAUAUAUUUCAUUUAAGCGUGUAUUCAGCCAACUCUAAGGGCAAAAGUGUCGCAAAGACAAUAACCAGCAAUACAUUGACUUUAUCUUCAUUAUCAAGCGAUGCCAAACAAGAGUCGGUGCCGUUUCUCAUGGAUUUGAAUCCCUUGUUUGGGGCAGUGGUCGGCCUCUUGACCGCCAGUAUAUUAGUGACGGUUAUAAUUGUGUUAAUCUGUAAAAUCAAUCGCAGAAAUCGUAAUAGAGAUCAACGCAAAGACUCCGCCAAUAGAUCCAAAUGUAACAGCAAUUCCGUCAAAGACAAGGGUUUACACGAAUUCCCUGAUACUAAAAGUCCCGAUAUUAUACCACCGAGUAUUGAGUUCACAGGUGAUUUAUGCCCGUUCAUUCAUUUAUUAUUAUUUAUGGUGUAAAU